UUUCCCCUCUAAUAUUGGCUCUGCUUCUCCGCCAUGCCGUCUCCCUCCCCUUGUUGCCCCCCGUCCCCUGUCCCACUCUCUCCCCUCGAUUCCUCCUCCUCACUCCCCCAAGACCCUCGCCGCCGCCCGAUCUCCGCCCUAACCCCCCUCCCCGCCCGCCCCGCCCGCCGGAUUCCCUGAUGACCGACGGAACCCCCGAGGCGCCGCCUCCAGGGGACGGAUCCUCCUCCGAGGAGCAGUGGAAGCCCGAGCAGCCCUCCCGCAAACCCCGUUUGCCCAGGGCUUGCACCGCACGUCCCGCCUCCGCCCACAAACCGGCGGUCCCCGCCGCCGAGCGCCGGCCGGUCACCCGCCGCGAGAAGGAGGAGCAGCAGCAAUGCAAUCGGAUCAUUACCCCCCUCGUCAACCCCCCGUCCCCCUCCCAGGGCCCGCGCUGGGAGCUCCGCACCAUGUGGGAGCUCGCCUCGGUCCUCAACUUCCUCCACGUUUUCAGGCCGCUUCUGAAUAUCGCCAUCGAGUUCUCGGCAGAAGAGCUCGAGACGGCGUUGAUCACGCCUAACAGCACCCUGGAUGACAUACACAUGCCUCUGCUAAAGGCUAUCCCUCCUGUUACCCGUAUGGCUUUGGGGCGUGCAACCUGGGUUACAGUAUUGUGCAGGAAGUUAAGAGAUUGGUGGCACUGGGUUGCUGAUGGUGAGAUACCGAUUAUUGCAUCACAUGGUGUGGAGGUUGAAACGUACAAGAAUCUUGAUCCUAGGACCCGUGUAGUGAUUUUGAAGGCACUUUGUGACAUCCGUGUUGAGCAAGAAGACAUUCGAAAUUAUAUAGAUGAUUCCUUAAAGCAUGGCAUUCAGCUUUCAGCGUUUCGCAAAGAACGGAUUGGAGGCAAUUCACAUGGGGUUUCAUACUGGUAUGAAGAUGAUCCUAUUGUUGGUCAUCGAUUGUAUCGUGAAAUUAGGCAAGUUGAAAUAAAGAAGGCGAAAGGGAAAGGAGUUGCACCCCUUCCACCUGCAUUUUUCCACUGGGAAACAGUUGCAACCAACUUAGAUGAAUUCCAAGAAGUUUCUGAGAAACUUUUUUCAAGUAAAAAUAGGACAGAGACCUCACUUGGAAAGAAGUUAAAGAUUGACUUUCUACCGGAGAUUGAGAAAAUACACAAAAGGAAAGAGAGGCUGUUGAAAAAGCAACAGAGAGAAGCCCUCCUUCUUGAUAGCUUUUUGACUGCAGAUGGGCUUUCCUCAGGUCGCUCGCUUCGUGAUAGAAAACCUGUCACCUAUACAUUUGAUGACUAUGACCGGUCAAUUAACGAGGCUAUAAAAAUAACCAAGAAAAGACAGCCCUCACCAGAGUAUGUUGUUAGAAAAUCAGUCAAUGCGAAGCCUGAGGUAUCUACUAAUGGUAGACUGAAUGGUCCUUUACAAAUUGAUCAAGCCCCUUAUGAUGCACAGUCUCCAAAGUCAAAUGAUUAUGAAGAAACUGAUGCGGAGCACCAGGCUGAGCUUCUUGACCGCAGCAAUAGGCGGAGGAAAAGGCCACAGAGGUAUUCAGAUGACUUUGUGGAAGCUGUUUCAGAUAUUGAUGCAGACUUUGACAGUGAUGAUGACAUAGUUGGAGAAGCAGUGUAUGAUGAGGAAUAUCUUAGAAGCCGGAAGCAGAAGAAGGUCUCAAGUGGUUCAGAGGGGGAUGAAGAGUACCGUUGGGAGGAAGAAAAUGCUGAAGAAGAUGAGGAAGAAGAGGAAUAUUCUUUGAGUACCAGUGAAGAUUUAGAGGAGCAGAACCAAUAUAAAAAGUUUCCAAGUCGAAGUAGGCGGGGAACAAAAUUGAGAUCUGUUGAUGAACUCCAGUCAGGCCUGAGACGUAGCAAGAGGGCCACCCGCCCACGUAUUAACUACCGACAAUAUGAGGUAUCAGACACGGACACGGACUCAGGAAAGCAGGCCAAAUCCAAUGCAUCAGAAGCCCAUUCAGAUGCAACGAACGAUCUGGAACUUUCGACAGCAAGUCAAGAUUCUCAGGAUGAGGAAGAUCAUGAAGAAAUGGCAGAUCAGAAAAUUAAUCAGGACUACAUAGAGGCCGUAGACAAAGAGCAGCACCAGGCAGCAAAAAAGACAGAUAGCCCUGGGCAAGAUGGGGAUGGUGUACAAAGAAGACGAUUCCUAGACCUGAAUGAGCUUGCCCCAGGAACUGGUUUUGACGACGGGCCUAGCACUUUGAUGAAGGAUGAGGACAUGGAUAACUUUUAGGUAUUCAAACAACAGUUGCAUCCUCUGGCAGCUCUUUCUAUGGAAGAAUUGAUUUAUAUUGUAAUUCAGCAUCCCAAACAGAAGGCUGCAGGGCUUUUUGUAAGGCAUAUUGUAAUCCUAAAUCUUGGUGGCUCAUGAAUGGGUUUUCUAGAGGCUGCGACUGUGUCAUGAGAUGAGCAGGCAGAUUCGAAGAUUAAGCUGUCCAAGGUUGUUCUCGAGAGGAAGUCUUAAUGAUGAGAUGGGCAGUCAGCUUCUUCAUACUGUCAUCCUGAGUGUUUUAGUACUUGGCGAUGAUUUCGAGGAAGUUCUGUUUUGAUUGUAUCCAAUCCUGCACAUCUGGUGUACAAUACACCUCAAUGCUGAUCUAUAACAAAAUUUGUGGAAUUUCAAUUUGUUGCCUUUCCCUUCCCUGCGGAGGCAUAACAAUUCAAAUUUAGUUGAGGAUAUAUAUUUACUUAUGAAAAGAAAGUAGCGCAUGUUGUAACUAUUUAUGUACUUUUAUAUUUAGGAGUCUUUUAGGUUUUUCUGACUACUUUAGUUUCUGUUUGUCCUUGCUUGAAUGGUCGCUUGAGUGGUCUGAUGCAGUUGAUUUGAAUGGGUCAUCUCACAUUCUGGAACUGCAGGAGCAUGAGAAGCAGCAAUAGUAAUUCAGACAAUGUUGUUUUGGU
Elaeis guineensis (African oil palm) is the source of this 2911-nucleotide messenger RNA. Its product is annotated as DDT domain-containing protein DDR4. NCBI's taxonomy places the organism in Eukaryota, Viridiplantae, Streptophyta, Magnoliopsida, Arecales, Arecaceae. The record is from RefSeq and is a predicted model, not a curated record. Gene Ontology annotation, biological process: regulation of DNA-templated transcription. Gene Ontology annotation, cellular component: RSF complex.